Messenger RNA from Cuscuta campestris, 2316 nucleotides. The record is from the annotation of a GenBank genome assembly. NCBI's taxonomy places the organism in Eukaryota, Viridiplantae, Streptophyta, Magnoliopsida, Solanales, Convolvulaceae.
GGUCCGGUCCGGCUCGGUUUGGUUUGGCACCCUCCCACAUUAAGGAUUUCGUGCAUUUGAACCAAACACGCCCUUAAGGAAACCAAAACCCACAUCAUCUUCAUCGGGGAAAAAGAAACAGGAUUCCGUAGCCAUGGCUACAGAAAUCGCAAUCAACCCGGAACCAGUUCAGUCCUUCUUCUCCAAGAUCGAAGCCCGCAGAUCCCUGUUAUCUACCAUUACAGACAUCCACAAAACCCUGACAUUACACUUCUCCUCGAUCGACCUCUCCAUCUCCCAGAAAUCCGAAACCCUUGAUGCUCGGAUCGCGUCAUUGCGGCAGGACACCGAGAAUGCCCUCAGCGAGCUCCGGAAUCGCGAGGAUGGGAUCCCGGCGCGCGAGGUCUCCAUGGCCGCCCGGGUCGAGGAGCUCAAGGCGGCGGCGAUUGCGGAUAUCGAGAACCCCCGGGCCGUCGAGAAGUUGAAGGAGAUGAGAGGGUCGGAUAUGCUGAGAUACCUCUGCAGAAGAAUGGACUCCAGAGGGCUCAUGGAGUUCCUCUUCAAGCACCGGAGGGAUUCUUCUGCUCUGCGAGCUGAGAUUUCUGAUGCUCUCCAAGAAUCAGUCGACCCCAUGAGGCUGGUUUUGGAUGCUGCGGAGGACUACGUAGGAAUGAAGGAAGAAGGGUCGGUUGGGAUGGCAGAUAGGAGGCGGGUUUGUUCCAUGUUGAUUCAGUCUGUUGUGCCACUCAAGGAAGGAUGCUGUGUUGUGUCAAGGACAUUAAAGGAAAGGGCAUUUUCUGCUCUAGAGAAGUGGAAAGGUGUUCUUGAAAAUGCGGACACGACUGGUGGUGCCAGGCCCAAUGAAGCAUCAAUGUUUUUGCAGAUAGUGGUUGGGUUUGGAUUAAAGCAGGAGUUUCAGGAGGAUUUCUUGAGGAAACUGGUUGAGAAAUUUGCCUCCAGAAGAGAUAUGCCAAAACUUGCUAUGGCUUUAGGUUUUGGGAACAUAGUACCAGAUAUUAUUGAUCAGCUGGUGAAUGACGGGAAGGAGAUUGAGGCAGCAUAUUUUUCCUCUGAGGCUGGAUUAACCGAACAGUAUCCUCCAGUUGCAUUCAUCAAGGCGUCUAUAAAAAAUUGUAAAAAAAAUGCUAGAGAUGCUUCCAAGAAGGGCAAUUUCAGUGCUGCUGCAGUGGAAAAAGCCAACAAUUUGGAGUUAGAUGCCACCAAGGCAAUCAUCCAGUGCGUGGAAGAUCUCAAGCUUGAAUCUGAGGUGCCCUUAGAGGCACUCAAGAAACGGGUAGAGCAGCUUGAGAGUGCCAAGUCAGCAAAGAGAAAUAACUCUCCAAGCAAGCUUAUGAAAAAGCGUGACCGUGACCGUGAACGUGGCCGUGCCCGUCUUCGUGAUCGCGCCCGUGACCGUGACCGCAACCGUGGCACUACCCAAUCCUCCUCCCGCCCGCCUAAAGCUGCAAGGUUUUCUACUUCCACAGCUUCUCCCUAUCCCCCUAGAAGUACUCCCAGAACACAUUUAGGACAACCCCUCCCCUUGGGGCGAUACCCCGUGGCACCAUAUAAUUACUCACCAAGCCCGAGCGUUAUGUACGAAGGGCAUCCCCCACCGUCAUAUACACCACAUUAUAACGAACCCCGUCCGCGUAGUCCUGCUUCGUACCCUAAACAUUACCCGUACCAUACCACAGCAGAGGUCGCGACCCUACACGGUGGUGGGCCCACGCACUACGGAGCUCAGGGAAGUUACGGAGAGAGUCCAGUCCCGGUCCCACAGCACUACGGGUACCCUCCGCCACCGGAGGUCACAACGGGUAGUGCACUGCGGGGGGGUGCAUCCACACACUAUGCAGGAGCACAAACGCCGGCUGCGGGAGGAAUGUACGGAGGGAAUCCGGCACCGCCACAUCACCCGCACUACGGAUACUCCACCACGGGGGUACAAGGGGCUUCAUAUGAAGCAGCGGGACCACACGGCGCCGUGCCUGGCGGCGAGUAUGCCGCCGCAGCAGCAGCAUAUGAUUAUGGGGCGGAGGCAGUGGCUGCGGCCUCUAUGACUGCAUACACAAGUUCCUACCAACCCCAGCAAUUCUAACUGCCGGUGGAGGGGAGGCAUGAGACAGCCAGCCUAUCACAGUUCUUAGUGUGAAACAUAACAUUUCUUAGUGUUAAUCUGGUGAUAUUAUAUGUUCUGUCAAAUGUUGUUUAUCACUUCUGAUAAGUUUAGCAGAUGUUUUGUUUGUUCAUUUCGAAAUGAUUUUUGCACUUUUUUUAGGGUGAUAUUUUGUGCACAAUUAUUUCCUCAUCAUUUCACCACUUUUUAGGACCAAU